AUGCAAAGGGAAGAGAAACAGUUGGAAAAUGCAUUAGACGCCAUAAUGCAAAGAAUAUCUGAUUUGAAAUCUUCAUUGGCAGCUAUGAUUUUUAAAAUAGAAAACGAAUACGAAACAAUUAAUUGGCCAACAUUUUUGGAUAAUUUUGCUCUGCUUUCUGGACAUUUAACUACAUUGUCUAAAAUGUUGGGUGCGGAUAAGACGCCACCUCUUAGAAAUUUAACUGUUUUGCCUCUAAUGUUAUCUCCUGAAAGAGAUGAGGAAUUAUUAAGAUUGACAGAAAAUAGAGUACCUGCUUUCACUCAUGACUUAGUUCCAGAUUAUUUGAGAACCAAACCAGAUCCUGAAGUUGAACAAAAAAUGAUUCAACUAGAACUUAAGGCUGCAAAUCUCAGCAAUGAAACAGCUCAGAAACAAGUUGCAGCUUAUAGUAAGGUUGUUAAUCACAUAUAUGAAAUAGUUUCCAAAGCCAGAGAAGAAUGGGAAACUGAAACUUCAUCGAGAGCAGGGCAAACUCAAACAUCGAGCAUGGCUGACACGCAUGCAUUAGUAGCAGCUGUAGGAAUGGGAAAAGGAUUAAAAGCAAUGCCUGGAGCUCCACCAGGCAUGAUGGUAGCACCUGUAGGACCUGGAAGACCUCCAGGACCUUCUCAGCAAGCUCAACAAAUGGGCCCAAUCGGUGGAAAAGCUCCUAGUACUAUUAAAACUAAUAUUAAAUCGGGAGGUUCAAUGCAUCCUUACAGUCGCUGA
Pediculus humanus corporis (human body louse) is the source of this 750-nucleotide messenger RNA. RefSeq lists its product as uncharacterized. Gene Ontology annotation, cellular component: mediator complex; core mediator complex. Gene Ontology annotation, molecular function: RNA polymerase II cis-regulatory region sequence-specific DNA binding; transcription coregulator activity. The transcript is spliced from 3 exons. Gene Ontology annotation, biological process: regulation of transcription by RNA polymerase II. The record is from RefSeq and is a predicted model, not a curated record. Lineage: Eukaryota; Metazoa; Arthropoda; Insecta; Psocodea; Pediculidae. Bases 1 to 750 code for a protein of 249 amino acids.